Fusarium graminearum PH-1 is the source of this 2329-nucleotide messenger RNA. RefSeq lists its product as uncharacterized. Lineage: Eukaryota; Fungi; Ascomycota; Sordariomycetes; Hypocreales; Nectriaceae. The record is from RefSeq and is a predicted model, not a curated record. The coding region runs from base 159 to 1229 and encodes 356 amino acids. The transcript is spliced from 5 exons.
UUUGGUUUCAGAUUCGACCCAACUUUUUUCAAUCUACUCAGACCGAUUCUCAUCUUUACAGCCUCACAUCCGCAGGAUCGCGUCACUCGACUUUUUUUGCGCCUCUGGUGCACGCCCUAUCAUGCCUACGAUUCCAUGAUUGAAUAUGUUGUAGAAGCAUGUCGCUCACCGAGAUACGAAAUGUCGUCCUCCUGUUCAGUAAUCCAGUAUGGAGCGGCGCAAGUACGGUUCCGUCUACAAUCAUCCGAAACCUUACGGCUCUCUCAUCCGACAUAGCAUAUAAGGAGCGCAUCUCCACCAACAUCACGACCCUUACCACCACGAAUCCCGAUGCAAGUAACGGCCUCAUCAACGGCCUUCUGUACGUCCCCGAUCUCGACAACAACCGCGAGUGCGACCAAUUACAGUACCAAUUCAUCCCUCGAAAUGUCACCCGUCGAAGCAACCUCCCCCCUCAAAAUUACAACCUCAUCGCUCUCGCCCCUUGGUUCAGCAUCGACUGUACCUUGUCUUACCUCGCUUCUGCGCGUCUCGACCCCAUUCGCGCUUUUAUCUUCUACAAACCCAACAAUUCAUCGAAUCAGCCUCAAGAUGCCGACUCGCCUGUUUGGAACCUGGAGGACGGCGGAGCUUGGAUGACCGCUAACAAGUAUCCCAUAUAUGCCAUUUCUGGCCAAGAAGGUCAAAAUAUGAUGAAGCAGCUUAGUUAUUAUUCCGGCAGUGUGGACGACAUUCCUUACGGCGAGAACAUAAGCACGAUUUACGGCCCAAACCCGAGAGAUUAUGUCCGUAUUUGGACCGAACUAUCCGUUGAGGACGAAUCAAAUAUUCCUCCACUCUGGGCUUUCUUUCUUAUAGUUAUUGGUGCUUUACUGGCUAUAUUUGCGUUCGUAUCGAUAACUAUGCACCUGGUGCAGAGGCGGCGCCGCAUAUCACUCCGGAAAAGGGUCGAGUCUGGCGAAGUCGAUCUUGAGGCCAUGGGUAUAAAACGCCUUACAAUACCCACCACCCAUAUCAAUAGUUUCCCAUUAUUCACAUACAACGCGGAUCCCGAAUCGGUGGCACCGCCCCCGACGCCUUCAUCGACACGCCGUCAUCGAAGUCAUCGAGGGUUCGAUCAACAAAGCGUUCGAUCCGGUGUCAGCGUCCGAAGCAAACGAUCUGGAAUUGGAGCAACUGGCGACAAUGCUGCCACCAACUUCCAUACCCAGCUUGCCACAUAUGCCUAACCAAUUUUGAACAUCGAGUGACCAUCAUUCAAGAGCUUUCAUGCGGGCACAUAUUCCAUCCGGAAUGUAUUGACCAGUUCCUGUCGAAAAACAGUUCCCUCUGUCCAAUGUGCCAACAUUCAAUGUAACGCAACAGGCUACAGUCCUAAAAUCACGAAUGCUCUGGCUCGCCCAGAGCGUGCCCUUAUCAAAUUACACCAAACAGUUGAUCUCGAGGAUCUUUCCGAGGAAGGCGAUAACACCAAGAUGAAGGACUGGGGUAAACGACUAUUCCGGACUUCGUCGUCGCCCUCAAGGCCCCCCUCGGCACCCUUGGUUUCUUUGAAACUUCCGACAUUUAUACGACGACCUGCCGCAGAACCGGCUACAACGGAAACGCAAGAAGGAACGGAGAGACAAUCCCCACCCAUUGGUCCCGCUGCACAGCCUGAGCAAGAAUCGAACAUCCGUCCGCCCGCCCCAACUACGACUCCGAGAACGAGAAGAGCCAAGCCCAAGCGUCUGAAUAUGCUUCCAACACAGCCAGAAAAUUCGGAGCUGAGUACAGAGCCAACACCACGACGUGGCAGCCCGUCUUCCUUUGCUCGACAGCGUAUGCGCGAAAUUGCAGCCAAGAACGCACCCUUUGACGACCCCGAUUCCCAAAGGGCAAUCUGGCUGCGAGCUCUUUCCAAGGUUUUUCCUGGCUAUUUCUAACCCAGCUUGGAGUGUUUUAAAUUUCGGCGACAACUCAUGUUGCAUUUAUUGGAUGGACAUGGCUUUUCGGCGUUUUGUGUCAUGAGCGGGGUUUUAGGGAUAUGGGCUGAUACCAUGGACGGCAAUUGUUUUUCACGACUAUUACUAAGAUUUAUUGGUGCAUUGGGUAGGCAUUAAUGAGGCGUUGGCUCGGUUUAUGAGAUUUAUAUAUAUGCAUGCAAUCAGGGCCAUAGUCCGCCGUAGGAAGGCGGGCUCGCAAUGGCCCGUCGGCUAUGUCCAUUGCUACGAGAAAAGGUUUUCAAUCUAGGUGAAGCAACAUCAUCAAGACAGUGGCUGGAAAGCCUGUGAGGAAUCAAGGCAUCGUCAAUAAAGAAAGACAUACCCAUACAAAGAAUAUACAAACG